AUGGAGAAGGUGAACAUCGAACCUUGUGUGAAGAUGGACACCCAAACCCUUGACCUUCUCAAGAUAAGAGAUGAUGUCACAUGGUACAUAAGGAAGCUAGGCUUGAGCAAGCUCUUCAAGCUAGAGUGCAGCGAUGCCAAUGGGCGCAUCUCCAUCUCAGCUCUAUGCCAACUCUUUGGACUUCCCAAUGAGACAGCACAUGACUUCAAGGAGAACUCAAAGAGGAAACAAGCUGCCUUUGCUGAUUGGACACACUUUGCCAAUGAACCAUUCUUGCCUUCAAGAUCAAAGGUGUCUAGAAUCACUCAUCCAGCCAUUCGCUAUGUGCACCGCCUCAUCUCCACCACUUUCCAAUGCAAACAAGAAGCCAACAAGCUAGCUCAAGACUUGGAAGGCAACAAGAAGCUUUGUGUUCGUUUUGGGAGGCUUAUCACGGCCAUAGUACAACAUGUGGGGAUUGACAUUCCCAACUAUGAGCCACUACCCAAGCCAACCCCUUUGGAUCUCCAUGCUCUUCAGCACAUCCACUUCCUAAACCGUUGGACUAAAGACCCAACUCGGUUUUGCUAUGAGUUUCCAAUUGGUCCAGCCAACACUUCCCUUGUCUUGCUGCCACAUGAAGACAUCCCAAGCCUACGCUCAGCAUGCAGUCAAGACUCAACGCCGCCACCAAGAACGCCAUGUUCUCACUACUGGCAUGGCCGCGAACCAAGCUCUAGACCGUGUAACAAGCUGGAGAAGAUAGUGGAGUGCCAAUCUCGCUUCAUCUCACGCCUAGUUCGUGUAGUUCGCCACAUUGCACCGGAGAGACUCUUUCGCCCUUCUUCCACCGCUAGAGAGCCAUAUGAGCCUGACCUUGGUGAGUUCUCACUAGACUCAGAGCUUGGUUCAGAAGGCGAUGACCCCAUAGAUGAGGAAGAGAGUUCUUCUCACUGCCACACAUAG
Microthlaspi erraticum is the source of this 945-nucleotide messenger RNA. The record is from the annotation of a GenBank genome assembly. Lineage: Eukaryota; Viridiplantae; Streptophyta; Magnoliopsida; Brassicales; Brassicaceae.